AGCGAGACGGCGGAACUCCCUGGACGGAGCCGGGCCGACCCAGGCCCUCGGGAAACCUGCUCUUCGGGGUCCUAAGGAGCAACCUCCGCACACAGCUGAGGGAGGUGCGCGGCCCUUCCCAGAAGUGCGGCCAGGGGGCGCUGCCUGGAGCCGCAGCGCGCGUGGAGACCCGGAUUCCGGGAGGACGGCGCGCGUCGUCUUCCCGACGUUGCCGGAGCGAGGGACCCAGGGCCGCCCACGGGCGACUCUCCCCGCCCCGAUCGCAUCCCUGUCGGGCUCCUCCUCUUCCCCUCUGCAGCGGCCGCCGUCCCGCCCUCGCCUCAAACCCAAACACUCCUCGCUCCUGCUGCGCGGGUCGCGCGUGACCGCUCGGCUGCCGCUGCUGCUGCCGCUGCCGUCGCCGCUGCCGUUUUCCCCAGCUCCCGGACCGGUCCCGGCCGCGCGAUGCUGCUGCUGGCCGCCGCCUUCCUUGUGGCCUUCGUGCUGCUGCUCUACAUGGUGUCUCCGCUCAUCAGCCCCAAGCCCCUCGCCCUGCCCGGGGCGCACGUAGUGGUUACAGGAGGUUCCAGUGGCAUUGGAAAGUGCAUUGCUAUUGAAUGCUAUAAACAAGGGGCGUUUAUUACUCUGGUGGCACGAAAUGAGGAGAAGCUGCUUCAGGCAAAGAAAGAAAUUGAAAAAUACUCCAUUAAUGACAAACAGGUGGUGCUUUGUAUCUCAGUUGAUGUAUCUGAAGACUAUAACCAAGUAGAGAAUGUCAUAAAACAAGCACAGGAGAAACUGGGUCCAGUGGACAUGCUUGUCAACUGUGCAGGGAUGGCACUGGCAGGGAAAUUUGAAGAUCUUGAAGUUAGUACUUUUGAAAAAUUAAUGAACAUCAAUUACCUGGGCAGUGUGUACCCUAGCCGAGCAGUGAUCACCACCAUGAUGGAGCGCCGGGUGGGCAGGAUCGUGUUUGUGUCCUCCCAGGCGGGACAGCUGGGAUUAUUUGGAUAUACAGCCUACUCUUCGUCAAAGUUUGCCAUAAGGGGAUUGGCAGAAGCUUUGCAGAUGGAGGUGAAGCCAUAUAAUGUCUACGUCACAGUGGCCUACCCACCGGACACGGACACCCCUGGGUUUGCCAUGGAAAACAAAACAAAGCCUUUGGAGACUCGACUUAUUUCAGAAACCACAAGUAUUUGCAAACCAGAACAGGUGGCCAAACAAAUUGUUAAAGAUGCCAUACAAGGAAAUUUUAAUAGUUCCAUUGGCUCAGAUGGGUACAUGCUGUCAUCACUGACCUGUGGGAUGGCUCCAGUAACUUCCAUCACUGAAGGACUCCAGCAAGUGGUCACUAUGGGCCUUUUCCGAACUAUUGCUCUGUUUUACCUUGGAAGUUUUGAUAGCAUAGUUCGUCGCUGCAUGAUGCAGAGAGCAAAAUCUGAAAUUGCAGACAAAACUGCCUAAUUGUCAUCCAUUUGGGGAAAAAAGAACUGUUUCCAGAUAAUUCGAACAGCUUGCUGCUACAUUGGACCCAAUUUUUAGCCUACAGACACUUGUCUUUUGUUUGAAUAUGUAAGAUUGGACCAGAACUCUUCAGAAAUCUGGCUUCAGGCAAAGGGAUAGAAGUCCAACUCCAGACAAUAUUAUUAACACUAUGCAAAUAUGGAAUAGGCGAUCCUUUGAGGUGGAGCAGUGGUAGUGUGAGAACUGACAAUGUGUCAGCAGGGUGAAGAAUGGAAUUCCAGAAUGAUAAGUGGAAUUUUUUUCUAUUUAUUUUUUUCCCCCCUCAUAGAGAUGAAGUCCAGAAAUGUACUUUACGGCACAUAAGUCCUGGGGGCUUUUUUAAACUUUCCAUGAAAGGCAGUGUAUGGGUUUCUGGGCUUUUUCUUCUUCUUUUUUGUUUGUUUGUUUGUUUUUGGUACCGGGGAUCGAACUUGGGUCCUUGUUCUUUUGAGGCAGGCAACAGAACCACUGAGCUAAAUCCCCGGCCCUGGGCUUUUUCUUCUUAACUUGGUGUAUUUUACUCAAGAUGAGUUGUAUGCAUUGCCAGUGUGUCUGGACAUCUCCCUGUCAUGCUUGUUCUGCUGCUAUUAGAACCUCUCUCUCUUUGAUCCCACAAAGUGACAAGGGGGACGGGAGAGAGCAAUGCAGCAGAAGGUAAGGAGUCAGUCUUUUCCAGUAGGGAAACAAUGCUUUCUUGUCUUCUUUUGACUGAUGCUUAGGACUUUGCAGUUUUCAUUCAUGGAGAAAGGCAGCCUCCUCAAGUGUUUUCUGAAGAGAAAAUAAAAUCUUAGAUGCUUACAGAAGUUUACAGUUUCCUCAAUAGCCAUGAAGAGCUGAAGUUCACCUGUUCUAUGUUAGUGUCUGUCUGUUCUUCCCUUCUGUCCCUUGUCCAACUUUGCUUAUACUGCUGUAGUGGGCCGGGGAUUUAGCUCAGUGGUUCCAGCGCUUGCCUUGAAAGCGCAAGGUCCCAAGUUCAAUCUCCAGUACCAAAAAAACACCAAACAAACCUGGAUUGUACUGCUGUAAUAUUUUUGUAAAAGAAGAAAAAAGACCAGCUAAGAUUUUUGACUUGACUUUUUAAAUUAAUUCAUGAGUUCAUUAAAACAAAAAAAUAAAUAAAAAGUGUGACAUUCUUAACCUAGUAGCAUAUAUGUAGCUUUUAGGAAAGGCUGAUGAUUGUAUAUUUAAAUUAUACUCAUUGAGAAAAAAGAUGAAUACUUUUGAAGAUACUCAUUUUUUUGAAAUACAAUAAUCUCCCAUUUUUCUAUGACUCUCCCACUGCCCUGAGAACAGUAUCUUCCUACCACAUGUUACAGAAGCCCACUCCUCCCUUUGUAAAGCCCUGGAAAUCCUAGCCCUGUGAAUGCUGUUUCUGGGUUACAAGACCUGUUCAUUUCAUGGAUUUCUACAGCAAGUGCCUAUUAUCUGUCCUGUCCACCUCCACUGUGGCAUCCUGUUUGUCCAUUGCACACACUGCUCAUCCCUGCACAUACAGUAGUGCAUUCCAGUUCCUCGGAUGGGAAAAGACUUCUACUUUUGAAGAAGAAAAUUUUUUAUUGUAAAAAAAAAAAAAAAAUAGCAGACCUAGAAAUUAUAGCCAGAAUUUUUUUUUUGCUUUUGAAGCUUUUGACUUUAAAAAGUGACUUAAUUCUUAAAUAAUAAGAUGUUUAAUGGCUCCAUGGUAUCAAGAUCUGCAAAUGGCAAAUUUAGACACUGAUAAAUACAGAAGAAAUUAUUAAUAUAUAAAUUGCUUGGUAUAACUUGAUUACAGUUUGCAAGAGUAUGUUGAUGCCAAAAUGGUCUCAUGAAUCUUUUAGUCUUUCAUAGCCAAAGUUUGCAGUCUAUGUGGAGUCACAUUGUGCAGCUGCUAAAAAGACAUAAUGUAUUUUCCUAAAUUAUAUUAAUAUUUAUACAUUUCUCAGUUUUAUUUUUCUUAUAAACACACCUUCAAUGUUGGUAUGCUCUGCUGAUUAUUAAAAUCUAGUCUUAAGGUGGUGUUGGAUUUCAUAAAAUUAGCAAUAGUUAUUACAGUAUAUAUAUUUUUCAAACUAUUGUCAGUGAGUACUGUUACUCAGGUAAUCUAAUGUCUGAACAAAUUUGAGAACCCCUUUCUGCAGUGGGAGAUACUGUCCGUAAGUCAGUAUAGGUCAGGCACAAGAGCAGAUUCACAGAGGUCAUAAUGAAAUGGAAUAAGCUUCGUCAGAGAUGUUAAAGGUCCACAUCCCCUUAUCCUCAAACUCUAAAACUAAGUUUGCUUAUUUUUCUCAAUUUGAUGCCAUAAUUCGUUAGCAGACUUGAACUGGUGCACAGUUACUGUGUUUUUUUGUGCCAUUUCAUGUGCCUGUUUGAAAUAUCAACAGGUUUGAUUUUAUAGGUAUUGCCAAAUUCCAAGGAGGAGUUUCUUGAUACCCAUUAUAUGCCCCCAUGUUACCUUUUUAAAAUCCAACAAAUUACGAAUUUGGAAAAACAUCUGGCCCAGAGGGUUUUGGGUAAGGAAUUGAAGUCAUUUAGGCAGCUUCCCACGAUAUUCUGACUCCAUCCAAAACAUGGAAAUAUUACAAAGAAAAUUCAAAAAUGUUUUAAUCUCUUUUGGCUUGAUUUUUGUACAACUUGUUUUUCUGUUGGGAAGAAGAAGAAAAGAGGACCUUUAAGCCAGCUGUUAGGGAAACUGUUGAUCUUUUUUUUAAGGAUCACAUUGAUGUGUAAUACCUAUUGUGGAUGAAUCUUACCUAUGGCCAUAGUUUUAAAAAAUUAUCAUUACUGUUGCUGGAGUUUGAACCCAGUGCCUUGUGCAUGCUAAGCCUGAGCUCUACCACUGAGAUUCACUGCCCGCCCCCAGCCCUAGAAGUUUAAUUGCAAUCCUGUUGAACUGUUGACUCUAUGUGACCACCAACAGCUUAUAUGAAUUUCAGUUCUGAAGUGUCAGCUCUGCUGGUUUAGUUUUAUCGUUUUAUUGUAAUAUAUUUGUGACUGUAUUUAUAAGUUAAUAUUCAGGCAUAUAAAUUUCCAAAAUAUGUUCAAAGACAUUUUAUACUUGAAAAAUGUAAAGAAAACAGUCGUUAUUUCUAUUUUCAAAAACAAAAAUCAUGGCCUAGGGAUGUAGCUCAGUGUUAAAAGUGCUUGCCUGGCAUGUGUGAGGCCCUGGGUUUGAUCUUCAGCUUUACAAAAAAAGAAAAAAAAAUGUGAAAAUUGUUUGUUCUACAUUUUUAAAGUUAAUUUUCACAGUUAAAAAGACUAAAAUGCUGUUAUGGUGGUCUCUACAUUAAUACCUACAUAUAUUUAGUUAAAAACAUUCAUCUGGAUCUGUUAAACCAUGUGUUGAUUCCUGCAAGUGAAACUGCAAGAGACUAUUUCUGAUAUUUAGGUGGUGAAAGCAUUUUGGUAAUACUGAUUUCAUUCAAUUCAAAGAAUUGUAUGUUUCUUUCUAGAAGAAGGCAAUACCAGUUUUUUUAAAUGAAUUAUGUCAUCAGGUUUAAUUUUAUUACAUCAUGUUUUAAUUUAAACAUUAGUAUUACUCACUUGAGGUCACUUUUAAAUAUUUAUAUUUUUUGAUGUAAGAUGCUUUGUGUCUUAUUCUUUAAAUUUUUAGUAGAUUGGUUUUAAAAGUACCGGCUAACCAUAACUUUCCAAUUCAGGACUGGAUGUUGCUGUUGAGAUUAUAGCUCAUUAUAGCUGUGGAUUUGAUAUUUUGAAGAGGAGGUAAUUGUUAUUAUAUUUUACACUUGCUUGAAGUGACAACUCUAAAGACAUUUUUAAAUUGACAAAAGAACACAUGGCUAUUUUGAUACAUGUUAGAACUUGCGUUUGCUACUUUAGAAGCUUUUGUGGCAGAAUUGUAACCUAAUUUUCAUAUCUUGUAUUUCUGAAUCGCAACAAAAAAUAAAUGGGGAACAAGCUUUA
Messenger RNA from Heterocephalus glaber (naked mole-rat), 5382 nucleotides. RefSeq names its product 3-ketodihydrosphingosine reductase (gene Kdsr). The record is from RefSeq and is a predicted model, not a curated record. Gene Ontology annotation, biological process: sphingolipid biosynthetic process. NCBI's taxonomy places the organism in Eukaryota, Metazoa, Chordata, Mammalia, Rodentia, Bathyergidae. Gene Ontology annotation, molecular function: 3-dehydrosphinganine reductase activity. Gene Ontology annotation, cellular component: endoplasmic reticulum membrane.